CGGUCCAUGAACGCAGCAUUACAGCCCCACUCCUCGGCUGGGAGGAGAGCAGCGAGUCCGAUUAGGACUGCCGCUACCGACGAUGCGAAGCCUCGUUUUGCGGAUGAACUCAAGGCAUAGGCACCUCCUGAGUGCCGCGGUCACUUCGAAGAGGUCUCACUACCAUAAUUUACUGAGGUAACUGCAGUGAGCUUCGUUAGAGAUCACCGGAAGGACCCAGGGACUCGGUAAAGACCAGGUACAGACCAGGACGCUGGAGCCAUGGGUUUCUCCCUCAGUCUUCGAUGAAUUAAGCUAAGCUGGACCCACGCAAAUCAGACAACCUGCCCCGGCCCAAAGUGGGGGCUCCCCUGACCCCAUCACCCUCUCCAGCGAUGGCAGGCUUCAAGCGGGGCUACGAUGGCAAGAUUGCCGGCCUGUACGAUCUGGAUAAGACGCUGGGCCGUGGCCACUUCGCUGUGGUGAAGCUGGCUCGCCACGUCUUCACUGGUGAGAAAGUAGCGGUGAAGGUGAUUGAUAAGACUAAGCUGGACACUGUAGCCACAGGCCACCUUUUCCAGGAAGUCCGCUGCAUGAAGCUGGUCCAGCACCCAAACAUUGUGCGCUUGUAUGAAGUUAUAGACACUCAGACGAAGCUCUACCUCAUCUUGGAGCUCGGCGAUGGAGGGGACAUGUUCGACUACAUCAUGAAACACGAGGAGGGUCUGAAUGAAGAGCUGGCAAAGAAAUAUUUCGCUCAGAUUGUGCAUGCUAUCUCCUACUGCCAUCGGCUGCAUGUUGUGCACAGGGACCUCAAACCUGAGAAUGUGGUUUUCUUCGAGAAACAAGGACUGGUCAAACUCACCGACUUUGGAUUCAGUAACAAGUUUCAGCCGGGGAAGAAGCUGACGACCAGUUGUGGUUCUCUGGCGUACUCUGCGCCUGAAAUCCUGCUGGGUGAUGAGUAUGACGCUCCAGCUGUAGAUAUCUGGAGUCUCGGUGUGAUCCUGUUCAUGUUGGUGUGCGGCCAGCCCCCCUUCCAGGAGGCUAACGACAGCGAGACCCUCACCAUGAUCAUGGACUGUAAAUACACUGUACCGGCCCACGUCUCCAGCGCCUGCAAAGAUCUGAUAGAUCGAAUGCUUCAGAGGGAUCCCAAGCGACGGGCCUCCCUAGAAGAGAUCGAGACCCACGCCUGGCUGCAAGGAGUCGACCCGUCUCCGGCCACCAAAUACAACACUCCCCUGGUCUCCCACAAGAAUCUGUCAGAGGAGGAGCACAACAGCAUCAUCCAGCGCAUGGUGCUCGGAGAUAUUGCGGACCGAGAGACCAUUGUUGAAGCCCUGGAGACCAACAAAUACAACCACAUCACAGCCACGUACUACCUGCUAGCUGAGCGGAUCCUGAGGGAGAAGCAGGAGAAGGAAGUCCAGACCCGCUCCUCCAGCCCGAGCAACAUCAAGGCCCACUUCAGGCAGUCAUGGCCGACCAGAGUGGACAUGCAUCAGGACAUAGAGGACAGUCUGGCAGCCUCCUCUAUCUCCCACGCUGGAGGCCCACAGUCCCCGGCCCGCAGCGCAGAGAACCUGCUCAACGGACACCGCUCCAAAGGCCUGAUGGAGCUGGGCAGGAGGGAGGAGAUGACAGUGACCGACUCUGCAGGAGCGCCUCCACAGGGAGCCUGUGCAGCUGCCUCAGGUCCUGCUCCUGGGUCCAGUUCUGGGUCCAUCAGGGCUCCACCGCCACAAGCCUCAGCUUCAACAAAGCAGCGAACCUGCCUGUUCAGAGUGGAGGAAGACGAGGAGGAGGAGGACGAGCAGGACCCGUCCCCCCUCUCCACUCAGGUGAUCCUGCGCCGUAAGCCUCCUUCCAUCACCAACCGCCUUACCUCCAGGAAGAGCGCCCCGGUGCUCAACCAGAUCUUCGAAGAGGAGGGGGAGUCAGACGAUGACUUUGAUAUGGACGAGGGUUUGCCGCCAAAGCUCUCCCGACUGAAGAUGAACAUGGCCGGGAACACCGGCAACCUGAGCGCCGCGGCCGGCUCCUCCUCUUCCCCCGGGUCCACGCAGAAACGCUACCACCGCCGCAAGAGCCAGGGGAGGGGGUCGUCAUGUUCCAGCUCAGAGACGAGCGACGACGACUCAGAAAGCCACCGCAGGCGUCUGGAUAAAGACUCGGGGUUCGGGUACGGCUGGAACAGAAGGGACAGCAGCGAGGGGCCGCCGGGCAGCUCAGGGGGCAAUGGGGGAGGCAGCAGCUCAGGCCCGAGUAAACCUCCAGGAGAGGGAGGGGGGGGCUCUGGACCGGACACGGGGAGUCCUCCAGGGGACGAGAAUGGAGGAGGGGGUGGUGGUGGUGGAGGGGGGAGUGGGGGAGGCGGAGGGGGUAGUAAAGGUCAAGACAGCCCCUCCAGUUGUUGUAACAACAGUAGCACCACUAACCCCGCCCUCAACUCCAUGUCCCGCUCGUCCCGCACCGCCAGCCGCAGCACCGAGCUGGUGGAGAGUCUGAAACUCAUGAGUCUGUGCCUCAGCUCUCAGCUGCAGCACCACCGUGGGGGGCGGGGUGGUCGAGGCGGAGGCGGAGGAGGAGGAGCAGGAGGAGGAGGAGGAGGGGGAGGGGGGAAGUUUAUCAUUGACCCUAACAGCAUCUCAGGAGGGAGCGUUAAAAUCCAGGAGAAGUCCGCCUGGAGGAUGUGCAUCGGCUCCAAUGGGAGCCUGGACACCAUCACCCUCCCCACCACCAACCUGCCUCGAACCCACUCCGCCCCGCACCAUCAACGCAAAACACCAACUCACGGCCCCUCUGGUCCGCCAGGCGGCAGGGACGCUCACAGCAACCUGAGUGCUUUGAAAAACGGCGUGCUUCAACUACCUCUGUGUGAGAAGACCAUCUCCGUCAACAUCCAGCGGGGCGGGGGCUCCAGGGACGGACUGCUCUGUACCUCGGCCCCCGCCAGCUGCUGCCAGGUCAUCUGAGGCUCCAAUUAGCUGUACACCAACUUCCUCCACCUCCCCCAUAUCCACAUCAUCACUUUGACCCUCUGUGUUCUUCUUUGUGUGUUUAUCUGCAGCAGGUUUCUGACCUCAUGUCGCAGCUUGAUCAGCACACCUGCCUCCUGCUGCUGCCUCCGCUCCACUCCACCUCACCUUCACUUUAACUCUGCUUUCUUUGCUUUGCACACGUCAUCCUAACCCCGACUCCCCUUCAAAGAAGUGCGUCUGAUAUGUUUUACUUUCAUAAUCAAUCUGCUGUUUUAAAAACAUAUUACACUGAUUUGAGCGGUGGUAGCAGACGUUAGAAGGUUCAACUGAGAGAAUAAAAAAUCUGAAUGUUUCAAGAUUAACAAUUAAUGAAGGAGAGAAAACUUUGGAGGAAGAGAAACAAACAUUUAGUAGACCAAAAAAAAGUUAAAAAUUUACAAAAAUUCUAAAAAAAUUAGAGAACACUACAAAAAUAUUAGUUUUUUUAGGUUCAGGAAUAGUUUUUAAAAGUUUUUUAUUUUUAUUAUAAUCUUUAUAAAUCUUGAUUUUGAACGCAAACUCUGAAGUUUUCAUUCUAAAAUUAUAAAUUAAAGAGCCCAUCACAGAUUCAUCAGUCUUAGCUGUAACAGACGACACUCAGGCUGAUUCCUUAGAGCUGUUUUCACCCUGCGUCCAGCAGAGUGGCUCUAACUCCAGAUUUAGACACUCUUCAGAAUCUGUCGCUUCUUUAUUAUGACGUUAAAAAUUGUCUCCAGCCUCCUUAUUUGUGCAAAAUUGGUGCAAACAUGUACAAAGUCUGUUUUUAUUACAGCUCUAAAACUCUCAUAUUUGCAGCCGUUUUGUAAUCAGUGACUUUUUACUCCUUAUAGUUAAUAACCUUGUCAGCCACAUGUAGCAUCAGUUAUUCUUUUCCUUAUCUUUGGAGUAUUUCUGCUAGAGUGCUGAAAUAUUUUAGUAUUGUAAAAUUCUUGCUCAGCUCUUCAAUGAAUCCUUUAAUUAAAAAAGCAGAUUACAAAGUGCUUUACAUGGGCAACAAAAUUCAAUUAAUUCUAUUAAGUCAUAAAAUUUCACUAAAAUAACUUUAAAGGAAUAAAAUAUUUUUUAAAACUGUUAAAUUCAAAUAAAAUAAAAUUAAAGUUGUCCCUAAUAUUUUUGGAGUGGCUCUAACUCCAGAAUAAGACUCUCUAGAAUUGUUUAUUACAAUGUUUGUUCAUAAGAUAUUUAAAAAACAGCCUCCUUAUUUGUGCAAAAUUGGUGCAAACACUUAAGUUAUAUUUUUUUAUUACAACUUACUUAUGUUUGCAGUCAUGUAGUGAUCAAUGACUUUUUUUCCUUUAAAUUAAUAACAGAAUCGGCGAACGUAGACUCCAAAAGAUCCCACAGCACCAAAGUUAUCGCUUCCCUUCUCUUGUAAAGUUCUGACUCAGCUCUUGAAGGACAAAAACAGGUUACAAAGUGUUUUUACAUGGGCAAGAAACUAAAGCCAGACAGUCAUAAAAUCACAAACGGCAAAAUAAAGAAAUAAAAAAAUAUUUUAAAGUCAUAAAAUCCCCCAAAUAACUCAAAAUUAUUAUUAUUACUUUUUGUUUUAACUUUUAAAUUCAAAUUAAACUAAAUUAAAGUUGUCCGUAAUAUUUUUGGUCACUUUAAUUCCAUUUGUUUUGGACUCAACAUGACAUUAACUCUUGAAACAUCAGAUGUUUUACUCACUCGGUCAUCCUCGGAGGUGGUUGGUUCCAGUGCGGAGAGCUAUAAGUGCUGCCACUCUAAAACGCCAUGAGGUCAGUGUGUGUCCUGCAGCAGACAGAAGGAGGGCAGAGAAGCUCUCCAUACUAACACUCCCACCACGCUUCCCCCUCUCACCUCCGCUCUGUGUCUGAAUCUUUGACCACUUUUCAUCAUUUGGACUCCCGUCUGAACUCCGUGUUGCUCUCAGACAAUCUGUUUCAUGUUGUUUUACACUUUUUAAGAUAAUUUCUACUCAUGUGGAUUCAGUUUUUUUGUACUAACUGCAGCAUCGAUCUGUUCUCUGUCAAAACCCUUUAAAUUUAAAAAGUGUCUUUUUUGAGGCAUCGCAUUAGAAACGGGACAGGACCUGAUGUUUUAUCAAAGUGUGUGUGUGUGCGUGUGUGUGUGUGCUCCUCAGAAAACAGGUGUCACUAUUUAUACUGUAGCAACACAAUGCUAACCCCCUACAGGUUGAAUACGUUACUGCUGACCAUGUAUUUAAAGCGUUAUUUUUUUACUCAUAACUCAGCGUUUUCGUCACAUCUUCAGUAUCCAAAUGGUUCGUUCUGAUUUUAACCUCCGCCGGCUUCUUGACAACAAACCUGCACCCACACGUCACCCAAAGCUCUCUGCACGUGUGGGUGCAGCGUGGCGACUCAUGUAUGUAGUAUGAGUAUGUAUAUAUGGGAUGUGGAAGAGUAAAAGUUUAUUUUUAAAACUUGUACAUUUCUUUGAGCGACCUGCUGUUUGGAACAAAGACAGCGGCGUCUGUGGAGCUCACAUGAAAACAAAGCUUUUAAACGGCUGGCCAAGAGAGAACGACUGAACGAGACGACGGAGGGAAACUCUUUAAGGGCAUUGGCAAUAAGCUAUAUGUGUGUUGCAGCUAUCUGUACAGAACUUUCUUUUUUUUCUUUCUUUUUGUAAUGAAUCCUUUUAACGGCCAUAUUGGACUGAAAAGAAAAAAAGGAAAGCUAUGUUUUAAAUAUUUUUCCUCUUCGGUUGUCGUCUGAGUGUUCUUUUAAAAACUGUACAUACUGAUGUAAAUAUGGUGCUCUUUCUCUAGAACAGCCGAGUGAACCCUUUGGUGCAUAGCUGUACAGUAAUAGCCUUAUAAUAAUAAUAAUAAUAAUAGUAAUACUGUAUGGGUGUCUCAGCUAAAAAUACGCCGUGAGAGAAAAACAACACGGCUCUCUUCAUACUGUCGGGUCUCUUUGACUGUCGUCUUACUCAGCUGUAUCCAGGUGAAUGACGUGCAUGUGUUUCAAUGUUUGACAUUCAGUGACACGCAGGAAAGAGAGAGAGAGUCAGCCACAGAAAUGUUACUGGACCAAAAAAACAUCAGGAGAAGAAGAAAAAAAAGAGGAGGAGAUGAAACUGACAGAGAUAUUCAGUGUAUUAUUCUGUAGUUGAUACCUGUUGUCAGAAGUUACAUAUAGCUAUGGUAAUAUCCAAAAAUAAAAUGUGGAGUACUGUCGCA
This is a messenger RNA of Notolabrus celidotus (New Zealand spotty), 6171 nucleotides long. RefSeq names its product SNF related kinase a (gene snrka). Gene Ontology annotation, molecular function: tau-protein kinase activity; ATP binding; protein serine/threonine kinase activity. Gene Ontology annotation, biological process: protein phosphorylation; microtubule cytoskeleton organization; intracellular signal transduction. Bases 375 to 2957 code for a protein of 860 amino acids. The transcript has 8 exons. Gene Ontology annotation, cellular component: cytoplasm. The record is from RefSeq and is a predicted model, not a curated record. Lineage: Eukaryota; Metazoa; Chordata; Actinopteri; Labriformes; Labridae.